GUUUUGUACUUGCAGAAGGCAUAAAAAUAACUUAGUAUCACUAAGGUAUGCAACACAAGCACCAACUACUUUUCUUUGUUUUAAACUAUGUCUAUGAAAAGGCAUGGUUGAACUCAGUCACUCAUUAAAUCACUUUUUUUCUUUUCUUUUUAUUUCUAAGUAUGAGAGAAGACCUUAUACAAUCAGCAGAGUCCUUCUUAUUGCAUACCGAGACUCGAACAGCUAAUAAAAAAAAGAAAAUAGCAUUCUUAAAGUCAAAAGGCUUGAACGAUGAUGAAAUACAAGAAGCCUUUCGACGUGUGGAUCCUGCUGUUGUUCCUCAAAUGGAGGAUGAACCAAAACUACCACCGAGACUGUAUCGACAAACUGUGUAUUAUCCUCUCGAGCCAAUACCACGUUUGACAACCAUACAAUUGAUGAAAGCUGCAUUGUUGAUUGGCUUGAGUGUAUUUAGUGUACUGACUGCAGUAACACUGAUAACCAAAAGAAUCAUGUCGAUCAUCUUGAACAAGGUUGCUCAAUAUCAAAGUCAUCGUUACCAGCAGCAUAGACAUCUCUUGUCACGAAUAGAAUUAACACUCAAACAGUAUUCUACUACAGACAUCAAAACACUUGAUCUUCAGCAAUCAAAGCUCAAUCAAUCCAUCAUUGACAUGACAAACACAUUGAUGUCUUUAAAAAAACAACAAAUGCCUUACCAGUGUCUAAAUUCUUGCCUUGCUCAAUUUCAAAACAUGCUAUUACAGCACCCUUCUAACACACCAAACUACCAAAAUCGCCUCUCGUUUGGUAAUUAUGGUGGUUUUGCUACUUCUUUUGCAGACAAACAUCAUGCUGAAUCAGAUAAUAACACAAUGAUACAAAACAUCAAGAGUCAUAUCCGAAGUCUAAAAGGUACAUUGCUGAGUCGAAAGAACUUUCCAGCAGCGAAGUAUUCGUCUAUUCCACCUGGUUCUACAGUCAUAGAUCCAAGAGAAAAUCAUCCAAGAAAAAAAGCUUCUUUUCGAUCCGAAUUGAAUAAAUAAGUAUUAUUUGACAAAAAGACAUUAGUCUUCGCUAAAGGAAGGAGUGCCUCUUAAUAGAAAGAAACAGUUAGUGUGAUGCUUAUCCUCUAUUCGAAUCAUUAGAGCGUACAUUCUCAUAAGAAGGAACCUGUCUUAUGCAUCUCAUAAAAGCAUGGAUAUUUAUGCAAAACUAUAGUCCGGUGGCUGUACGACUGCUUUUUGGUCCGCCAACGACAGUCACCAAGGAGCCCUUUUGACAAAAGAAAAAAAAG
Gilbertella persicaria is the source of this 1276-nucleotide messenger RNA. RefSeq names its product peroxisomal membrane anchor protein conserved region-domain-containing protein. The transcript has 3 exons. Gene Ontology annotation, cellular component: peroxisomal membrane; peroxisomal importomer complex. Gene Ontology annotation, biological process: protein import into peroxisome matrix, docking. The coding region runs from base 162 to 1025 and encodes 287 amino acids. Lineage: Eukaryota; Fungi; Mucoromycota; Mucoromycetes; Mucorales; Choanephoraceae. The record is from RefSeq and is a predicted model, not a curated record. Gene Ontology annotation, molecular function: signaling receptor binding.